AUGCGCUUCUUUGAGAAGUUGACGAAGCGCGCUCGAGAUGUGGACUCGCUGCUGUGCGUGGGCCUGGAUCCACACAAGGCCGAGCUCGAGGAGGACUCGGCGGAAGGCGCCUUCCGCUUCUGCAGCCGGCUGAUCGAGGAGACGAAGGAUCUAGUGGCGGCUUACAAGCCGAAUGCAGCCUUCUUCGAGGCAUAUGGCGUGGAGGGCUGGGGAGCCCUCCAGCGAACUCUUGCUUUGAUCCCCAAGGACAUCCCGAUCGUCUUUGAUGCAAAGCGUGGAGACAUCGGCUCCACCAGUGAGGCAUACGCUUGCUCUGCCUACCAGACCCUGAACUGCGACAGCGUGACGGUGAGCCCCUACUUAGGCAGCGACGGCCUGCAGCCAUUCCUGAAGGAUCCAUCCAGGGGCGCCUGGGUGCUGUGCAAGACCUCGAAUCCAGGUUCUCAGGACAUCCAGGCUCUGCAGCUGCCGAGUGGUGAGCCCCUCUAUGUCCAUGUCGCAAAGGUGUGCUGCCUGCAGUGGGCCAAGGAGCACAACAAUGCAGGCCUCGUUGUAGGCGCGACGGACGUGGAGGCGAUGUGCGCCAUUCGCGCAGCCGUCCCGGAUGUUUGGUUCCUUUCGCCGGGCAUUGGUGCCCAAGGAGGCGACCUGGAAGCAGCUCUGACGGCUGGGUUGCGCCCAGACGGCUUGGGAAUUCUGCUGCCCAUCUCGCGAGGCAUUUCAAAGGCCGAGAGCCCGAGGAAGGCUGCAGAAGCCUUCCGGGCGCAGAUCAACGCACUCAGGCUCUCAGAGCCAAGUGUGACCUCGUAG
Molecule: messenger RNA, 810 nt
Organism: Symbiodinium sp. CCMP2592
Lineage: Eukaryota; Dinophyceae; Suessiales; Symbiodiniaceae
Source: the annotation of a GenBank genome assembly